UCGAUCGCAAUCAAUCAUCACUGUUCACAAAAUACCUCUAGUUCAGAAACACCAGAUACGAUUCUACGGCACACAACUCUUUCCAACACGCAGAUUACCAGCCUAGUGACACGACUAAGGCAUGACUCAGGACGGAAAGAAAAGGAGGCGAUCUGUUGACGCUAACAAGUUGGAUGCCGAUAAGCAGGCCCAAAACAGAAACAGCGCAAAGAAAAAAGCCAAGAAAGAAAAGAAGAGCAAAAAGAACAAGAAAGACGAACACCACAACGAUUCGAGUGGUGGAAUCAACAAUGGUAAUGAUGAGGUCAAUUGUAAACAAUCUUCAUCUCUAAUGGAUUCAAUAUUCGGUGCCGGGAGUAACACUGGAAGUGGGUCUGUAAAUGCAGCGACGAAGACGAAAUCGUCGUCGUUGAUGGAUUCUAUUUUCAAUAGCGACAACAGCACCUUUGUGGCAAACAAAACCUCCUCAUCCACAGCUGCACUUUUCGAUAGCACGGCAACAGAAACUGCGCCAACCAAAAUAUACCACCAACCCUUCCCCCAACAACUGCCGGAACGAAAAACGACCCCAAAGACGGACAACAAUGCCAACAACGAAUGCGACGACGAUGCAGACCUUAUUCGCAAGACGCUACACAACCGGAAAAUCCGCUCGGAGCACCGCCCAUUGAUGAGAAAAGCCCUGGACUUUCCCGGCGUAUUUCACAACGAGGAGGCCGACGAAGGGAACGGAUUUUUCCUCCUGGACGACGAGAAUGAGAGGGCAAAGGAAACGGCCGAUGCCGUUCGCGACCACGGGCUGUGCAUCAUACGGAAGGCCAUCGAUCCAACCGACAGCUCCACCGACGGCGGCAGUCACCCACUCCGCGACGUAGUCUUGCCGGCAGCAAAAGCUCUCCAGAGAAAGCUCAACAAGGCCCUAAAAGCCCGCAACAUUCACCAUUCCUCUGAAACCUUCCGGUUUCGCGAGGCCGCCUCCAGGUGCAGGGGUCGAACAGACGUGGUAUUUGAUGAGUUCGAGAAAGAUGAAUCCAUGAUCGACAUCAGCCGACAGAUCUUGCGCAACAAGAAAGUGUACCCAGUCAUCAAGAAUCUACUGGGAGCAGCGAGUGGCAACGACGGUGACUCCGACGAAGACGUCAAGCUUGUUUACGCGGGGCUGAUUUUCAGUUAUCCCAACUCUUGCGAUCAACCUUGGCACCAGGAUGGGACUCCAUUAUUUCCGGAGUUGCCCCGGAACCAGUCUUCGCUGCUACAGGCGAGUCUGCCCCCCUACGCUUUGAAUGUGUUUUUGCCUCUGGAAGAUGAAGACGGGUCGAUCGAAAAAGGCCCUACGGAAUUUUUACCCAAUUCUCACAAGUGGGAAUCGCCCGAUGAAAGAUUGCGAAUGGCCAAUCUAUCAAGUGGUGAUGCCGUGGAGGAGAAUGUAGGCAAUGGCGAUGACGAUGACGAUGAAGGCUCAGAUAGGAGUGAUGAGGACGACGAGGGAAACAGCGAUGACGAAGCUAUCAUUGCACCGGUCUUGAAAUGCGGGGAUGCUCUCAUAUACGAUUACCGCGUGUGCCACCGGGGGACCGCAAACCUUUUCGGGAAAUUUCGAAGCAUGAUUGGUUCUGAAGCUACUUCGAAGAAGAAGAAGAAAAAGAAAAAGAAGAGAGAGCAAAACGAUGAGGACGAUGUUACCGGAACCCGCCGCAUUCUCUAUCUUAUGUACGCUCGACCAUGGUUUACAGAUCACGUCAACUUUGAUUACACAAAGAGUGCUGAAUCUCUGUUUGAUUACAACAAGGUUAUGAGUUAGCACGAUACAGCGAAGGCUGUCAAAGUCGAAGAAAUCAUGUACAUCACAUGAGAUACCCACCAGUAGCAAACAAAUAAGUGAAUCGUACAGGGACUUUUUCGUUAAAAUCCUGUAUCCUUUAUAUUCUUAGUUUGUUGGCAUGAUUUCAUGGUUGGCUUCAUUUGUCAUCUUAAAAAAUCCAUGGGAUUUCUGAGUUAACCCGAGGUAGGGCUGUAUAUCGACAGCACAGAAUUGAUCAGGGAAAUAUCUUCCUUCGCUAGAGGUCUGGUGUGAAGCUUCCCACUUAGUCUAGUCCUGAGAUAAUUCAUUACUGAUUUCAGCCUGCUCUUGCUAUCCUUGUCAAAAUAGGAAGUUUUCAACGCGUCUACACUUCCAGGUGCCUUCAAUAAGAUCAUAAGCGAUCUAACAAAAGGAAUCGAAAACGGUGGGCUUGCGAUUUCGAGCAAUCCACUUACAAAGUAACGGAUCAACGACGCAUCCAAACCAGACCGUCCGGGGUCUUUCAGCAAGGGCAUUAGUUGACUGAAGACAACAGGAGCUUCUCCUCUCGUGCACAAGAAUAGGAGAAGUCUUAGACUCUGCUCCUUUAAAGUAUUCAUUGUGUGGUACACAACUUCGGAAUUGGAAUGUUUUAAAAAUUGAAAGGCCACUUCAACAACAUCGUCUCGCGUGAAGGGAUGGUGCAUGUAUACAAUUCUGGCUAGAGUCAUGAUGCUGGGGGAAAUCGAUACAUAAGAAGCGGAGCUUACAAAUUCUCCUCCUCGCGUAAUUUCCCGUGCCCACAUUGCAACACCCUGAGCCACAGGUGCACAUUUCACAGCCAAAUUACAGAUUUGUUCACCGGGGCUCUCUACAGCUCCAUUGCCUUUGAUUGCAUCGGUUGUUACGAUAAAUGAAACCAUAUUUUCGAGCUGCUCGCAAAGUUUGCUUCCUUCAAACAACAUCUGUGUGAGGGCUUCCUCGUCACUCUCUGGCUCCAGAACAUUUGGAUCAAUUUUUUUGGCUUCCUCAAAAGACUGUUUCUCUGCUACUAGAACAGCAAUAGCUGUUAGCCGUCCACACUUUUGUCGGAGGGAAAUAGAACCUACCCGUUGUCCCGGUUUAUAUAGAUAUCCCAAUAGAGCUUCAAUGGCGAUCGGGUAACUAACUAAAAGAUUCCCAAUGAAAUUAGUCUCCUGACUAACCGAUUCAUUUGGUAACAUUCUGUCCAGGAGGGGUUCGUCUAAUUGAGUGCCAACGCAAUACUUUCUCAAAAACGUCAAUAACGCCGAUUCAAUCUGAUUCCGACGAUCGUCAUUGAUACCAUCAAUAAUAUUUGGAGUUUCAGUAAAAGUGGAAUCAAUAUUGCCCCUGUCCUUCUUGUCCGGGUGUAUGCGCCUUCGCUGCCUCUGAUGAAGAUCACUUAUCGUACAUGACACAUCUAGACGGCGUUUUCGAACAAGAGGAUUGGACCCUGUUGAUUUGGAUGGAUCUAUCAUGUCACCCUGCAAAACCUCAAGUAACC
Molecule: messenger RNA, 3305 nt
Organism: Pseudo-nitzschia multistriata
Lineage: Eukaryota; Bacillariophyta; Bacillariophyceae; Bacillariales; Bacillariaceae
Source: the annotation of a GenBank genome assembly